This is a messenger RNA of Cyphellophora attinorum, 1497 nucleotides long. RefSeq lists its product as uncharacterized. The record is from RefSeq and is a predicted model, not a curated record. Bases 1 to 1497 code for a protein of 498 amino acids. Gene Ontology annotation, molecular function: oxidoreductase activity. Lineage: Eukaryota; Fungi; Ascomycota; Eurotiomycetes; Chaetothyriales; Cyphellophoraceae. The transcript has a single exon.
AUGGCGUGGCCAAACCCUUUUGCCCGCCGAGAUGAGUACACACGUACAGCAUGGGGCUACACCUUCCAAUUGACUCCCGGCCACCUCACGCUCGAGAAGUCUCAUCCUCUCAAGCACUCAUACGACACCCUAGGAGAGGAAUGCCUCACCAUCCUCAACCAGAUCUCCCCACCAGAAACUCCCGGACUUAGACCCACCUCCUCCCCAGCAACUAUCACCACAGAUCUUAAGCCAGACCCAUCCCUCCCACCCACAUCACAUCCCCCGCCACCCAAGUCCACCAGUAAACCCAAACGCGACCUCUAUGCCCAUCUCCUUCAACACAAGUCCAACCACCCCGCCCUGGAGCACCUCUACACCACAGCAUGCACGCCUCCCUUCCCUGUGGACUGGGACCAGAUGGUGCGCGGCCAAGACGUCUUCUAUCGCUACGCCGGUCCCUCCCUCACCGGUCUUGCCUACCAAUCCCUCCUCGGCGGCAUGGGUGCCGCUCGCGUCGUCGAGACGCUCGCCCGGACCGGCGGCUUUAACACCAAAGUCGCCCGCCACCGCCUCUUCGAGACAACCCAAUUCAUCCUGGAGUGCACGCGUGACCUAGAGAGCAUUCGGCCCGGCGGCGACGGGUUCGCGAGUGCUCUGCGAGUCCGGUUGCUGCAUGCCGCGGUGCGGAAGCGGAUUCUGGGGCUGGAGGAGAAGUAUCCGGGCUAUUAUAGCGUGGAGGAGAAUGGGGUGCCGAUCAAUGAUCUGGAUUGUAUUGCGACGAUAGGGACGUUCAGCGCUACGCUGUUGUAUUUAAGUUUACCAAGGCAGGGGAUCUGGGUCACGCGGCAGGAGGAGGUGGACUAUAUUGCGCUGUGGAGGCUGAUUGCUUGGUACACGGGGACGCCGACAGAGUGGUUUGAGACGCCCGAGAGGGCGAAAAUGGUGAUGGAGAGUUUGCUGCUGAACGAGAUCCGGCCGAGUAAGACGUCUGGCGUGUUGGCAAAUAACAUUAUUCGAGCCUUGGAGAAUACACCGCCGGCGUACGCGAGUAGGAGCUUUCUGCUGGCGAAUACGAGGUGGUUGAAUGGGCACGAGUUGUGUGAUGCUUUGGAGUUGGGGAGGCCCGGGAUGGUGUAUUAUGCGUUGACCGUGGGGCAGUGUUUGUUCUUUAUGGGGGUGUGUUAUUUCUACAGGCAAUUUGAGGGAUUGGAUCGGUGGAAGGUGCAGGCGGCGAGAAAGGUGUUUUGGGAGUUCAUUGUGGAGAACAAGUAUGGAUUGGGUGGGGAGAAGGCGGUAUUUGAGAUGAAAUACGUGCCAGACUUGGGCGUGGGGACGGAAAAGGAUGGCGGGAGCGAGGUCAAGAGUGGCAUUAUGGGAGUCGAGGGAAGGAGUGCGAGGGCGUUGGUUGUGGGGGUGUUGGGGUUGGGAGGUGUUGUUUGGGGGUUGGUGAAGGUCGUCGCCGGUGUUUGGACGAUGGGUAGAUGGGCAGUGGAAGCUGCAUUGAGCAUGCGAUGA